AUGCUACUGCGGAAAAUAAUUGCGACUGUCAAAGGACUAGAGGAUCCCAAAUAUCCUCUAUUGGGCCCUAAUCUGACGGGCCUUUAUUGGUUUGGCCUUUGGCAAUGUGGAAAUAAAAUACGAGACGGCCUCUUCAAUUUUUUACAUGUCUGCUCCUUACUUUUUGUGGCGAGCGAAUUUGUCGAACUGUACUUUAUGAGGAAUGACUUGAUGAGAGUGCUUUUUAACGUUUCCGUGACCACUCUGAGCCUGGUCGCCAUAAGCAAAACGAUGACUUUUAUUUAUUACCUCCCCCGUUGGAGGGUACUUUGCAAAAAUAUUUCAGCAGAAGAAAUCGACGCAACAAAAAACGGAGAUCCGGUGGUAAAAAGUCUGAUGCGAAAAUACACUGUUUAUUCACGCAAAAUUACUUAUUUAUUUUGGUCGGUGAUGUUUUUAACCAAUGUUGUGACUUUAACGUCGCCAUUUUUAAAGUACCUCACUGUACAGAGUUAUCGUGAAAUGGUGAAGAACGGCACCGAACCGUAUCCGCAGAUUUUAAGCUCCUGGUUUCCUUGUGAUAAAACGAAAAUGCCGGGAUAUUUCGUUGCUAUAGCGGUCCAUAUAAUAAUGACUAGUCAAGGAACCGGUGUUGUCGCCGUUUACGAUGCUAAUGCAGUUGCGAUUAUGGCGUUUUUAAAGGGACAAAUGAUGAUUCUGCGAUACAAAGCUAAUAGAAUAUUUGGAGGCAAAAAUGAGAUUCCACGACAUGAGAUUUUGGCAAAUAUAAAAGAGUGCCAUCGGUUGCAUAACUUUUUUAUUGAACAAUAUUACUCGUUCAACUCUAUAAUUUCGCCAGUUAUGUUUAUUUAUGUACUGGUUUGUUCGAUUAUGAUUUGUUGCAGUGUAGUGCAGCUCAGUGUGGGAGAUGUUACUAUGUCUCAAAAGUUAUGGGUUUUUGAAUACACUUCGGCAAUGGGUGUUCAACUCUUUUUGUAUUGUUGGCAUAGCAAUGAAAUCGCGUAUGAGAGUUACGACGUCGACCAAGGUGUCUACAGUAGCAACUGGUGGCGAGCCGACGUGCAAGUCCGCAGGCAAGUCCUGCUACUGGCGGGCAAGUUGUCACCCUCGUACAUCCUACAAGCGGGGCCGUUCACGAAUUUUUCCAUGGCCACGUUUAUUAACAUUUUGAAAGGCUCUUACAGUUUUUAUACCUUAUUUACACAAAUGCAAGAAAAAUAA
This is a messenger RNA of Bicyclus anynana (squinting bush brown), 1221 nucleotides long. It is a transcript of the gene Or-53, whose product is annotated as odorant receptor 30a-like. Bases 1 to 1221 code for a protein of 406 amino acids. Gene Ontology annotation, biological process: detection of chemical stimulus involved in sensory perception of smell; sensory perception of smell. Gene Ontology annotation, molecular function: odorant binding; olfactory receptor activity. NCBI's taxonomy places the organism in Eukaryota, Metazoa, Arthropoda, Insecta, Lepidoptera, Nymphalidae. The transcript is spliced from 5 exons. The record is from RefSeq and is a predicted model, not a curated record. Gene Ontology annotation, cellular component: plasma membrane.